AUGGCCGGAAAAUCGUCUAAAAAACAGGCACAGGCCAAUCUGCAGGCUUUAAAACAGCUGUACACGAUUUUGGGUGCUGUUGGAGCACUGGUCUUGCUAAGACUUGUCUUCUCAAGCCGGAGACGGUGGUUUUGGAUAACCCUACUCCACAUACCAGCUGCCGGAUGUGUUUACAUGCUAGAAAAGAACGGGAGGCCCAAAUAUGAUGCAGCAGGACACAUUGUGCGAGAGGGAAUGGAUUUGAACCAAAAGGGUCUAACCGAAUGGCUGUUUGAUAUCGUCUAUUUGUCUUUAUUAGCAGAUUCGGGACUCGUUCUUUUCAACAGUUUGAAACUCUGGUACAUAUUUUUGCUGGUGCCCGUAUAUUUUGGGUACAAGAUCAAGGGCUUUGCAGGUCCCAUGCUUGGCGGUAUGAAUAAUGCCAAGGCUCCAGCCCCGUCAGCUUCAGCCCCGGCGACGACCAAAUCCAAGAGACAAGAAAAACGUGAAAAACAGGGCGAUAAGGUGCGCUACAAAUACAAGUAA
Lachancea lanzarotensis is the source of this 525-nucleotide messenger RNA. It is a transcript of the gene SND2, whose product is annotated as LALA0S15e00958g1_1. The transcript has a single exon. Gene Ontology annotation, biological process: vacuolar protein processing. The coding region runs from base 1 to 525 and encodes 174 amino acids. NCBI's taxonomy places the organism in Eukaryota, Fungi, Ascomycota, Saccharomycetes, Saccharomycetales, Saccharomycetaceae. The record is from RefSeq and is a predicted model, not a curated record. Gene Ontology annotation, cellular component: intracellular membrane-bounded organelle.